AUGAACCCCGACAACAAAGAGGUCUGCCUCAUCAUUGGCGCGUCCAGGGGCAUUGGCCGGCAAGUCGCCAUCGACCUCGCCAAACAUGGCUACUUUGCCGUCGUCGCCGCCAAAACCACGUCCGACGCCAGUGCCAUCCCGGCCUCGUCGUUUCCGCCCGAUCCGAACUCGUCUGCGUCGACCAUAAACACGGUCGCCCGCGAGAUCACCGAGGCCGGCGGCUCCGCACUCGCGCUGCCCGUCGACGUGCGGGACGUGGACAACGUCAAGGACUUAGUCGACGAGGUCGCCCGCCGCCUGGGCCGGCUGGACGUGCUGAUCUACAACUCCGGUGCCAUCUGGUGGUCCGCCAUCGAGACCACCCCGGUCAAGCGCUUCAUGCUGCUCCAGCAGGUCAACCCGCAAGGGUUGUACGCGGCCGUGUCAGCGGCGCUGCCUCACUUUGGGGAACAGGGCUGGAAGGGACGCAUCAUCGUGGUGUCGCCGCCCAUCUAUUCGCGCUUCUUCCGGGGCAAGACCGCCUACGCCAUCGGCAAGGUGGGUAUGAGCGUCUUGACCAAGGGUUUGGCUAUGGAUUUUGUGAGGCAAGGACGGAAAGAGAUGGCCAUCACGAGCAUCUGGCCUGCCGCGUCCAUCGAAUCAGCAGCGACUCAAGACUCAGUGAAGCGAGACCCAGAACUCGUCAAGGAUCUCAGAAAGGCUACCAUCUACUCUGACGCCAUCCUGGCAAUGCUGCGAUCGCCCGCCGAGGAAGUCAAUGGCCUGCUCGACCUGGACGAAGACUUCCUGCGCAAGAAAGGCGUGACGGACUUCUCGCAGUACAGCCUCGUGCCGGGCGCCACACCCCGCCGCAUCAUGCCCGCGGAAUUCCCCGUCUUGGAGGUUGCUGAGCAGGACGACGAAGGGAGGCGGGUCGACAGCGUGGUUCUGCGGCAGGGGAGGGAAGAUAAGGCGAGCAGCAAAUUGACCGCCAAUACCGGGCGGACUUACGCGAAAGCUUCUCGAAGUACUUACAAAACUGUGAAUAGCCAUGGCCAUAACUGCCCACGUCGAGAUAUCCGCCAUUGUCCCUCGUUGCCGACUUUCGAGGUCCCACGAAGCAUCAUCCAGUUUCUCGAGGAGACAAUUGCAGCAUUCGAGCUCCAAUUUGGACACACCGACAAAGCAGGCGACAGCUCGAUAUGUACUCCAGGUAACCGGGAUCAUGGGGCCGGGGCUCGACGCAAUCCCACCACUGCAGAUGGAUGCAUCACCGAUCAGCAGCCAAAGUGCUCUUUGACACGUAUGUCGAUCGGAUUCUCCCGCAGUAUCACCUACUUCCUCGAGAACGACCUCUGCCGGCAGUUCGCCCUGAUCUACGACGAGUUGGCUGCUGCAGCCCCUCAUGAGGCAUACUUUGGGGUUACCGUGGCUUUUGCCAUGGCGUCUUCAAUCCGCAAGGCCUCCAAACUCUUUAACGUGCUGUCCAUGGCCGAACCAUUGCGCCAAGACGCCCUCAGGCACGACCAGUUUCUAAAGGAUUCUGAAUAUCUUUGA
Fonsecaea erecta is the source of this 1536-nucleotide messenger RNA. RefSeq lists its product as hypothetical. Gene Ontology annotation, molecular function: oxidoreductase activity. NCBI's taxonomy places the organism in Eukaryota, Fungi, Ascomycota, Eurotiomycetes, Chaetothyriales, Herpotrichiellaceae. The record is from RefSeq and is a predicted model, not a curated record. The coding region runs from base 1 to 1536 and encodes 511 amino acids. The transcript has 7 exons.